Rangifer tarandus platyrhynchus (Svalbard reindeer) is the source of this 5034-nucleotide messenger RNA. The record is from the annotation of a GenBank genome assembly. NCBI's taxonomy places the organism in Eukaryota, Metazoa, Chordata, Mammalia, Artiodactyla, Cervidae.
AUGGGCCUGUGGGGAAUACUUUGCUUUUUAAUCUUCCUGGGGAAAACUUGGGGCCAGGAUCAAACGUAUGUCAUUUCAGCACCAAAAAUAUUCCGUGUUGGAGCAUCUGAAAAUGUUGUAAUUCAAGUUUAUGGAUACACUGAAGAAUUUGAUGCAACAAUCUCAAUCAAAAGCUUUCCCGACAAAAAAGUUACUUACUCUUCAGGCCAUGUUACUUUAUCCACAGAAAAUAAAUUCCAAAAUUCUGCUACCUUAACAAUACCACCCAAACAGUUGUCUGAAAGGCAAAGCUUAGUUUCACAUGUGUAUUUGGAAGUUAUAUCGAAGCAUUUUUCAAAAGCAAAAAAAAUACCAAUAACCUACAACAAUGGAUUCCUCUUCAUUCAUACAGACAAACCUGUCUACACUCCACACCAGUCAGUAAAGGUUAGAGUUUAUUCACUGAAUGAUGACCUGAAGCCAGCCAGAAGAGAAACUGUCUUAACUUUCAUAGAUCCCGAAGAAUCAGAAGUUUACAUGGUCGAAGAAAAUGAUUAUACUGGAAUUAUUUCUUUUCCUGACUUCAAGAUUCCAUCUAAUCCUAAAUACGGUGUGUGGACCAUUCGAGCUAAAUAUAAAGAAGACUUUUCAACAACUGGAACCGCAUAUUUUGAAAUUAAAGAAUAUGUGUUGCCACAUUUUUCUAUCUCAAUAGAACCAGAAAGUAAUUUCAUUGGUUAUAAGGACUUUACUAGUUUUGAAAUUACUAUAAGAGCAAGAUAUUUUUAUAAUAAAGUCGUCAAUGAGGCUGACGUUUAUAUCUCUUUUGGAAUAAGAGACAACUUAAAAGAUAAUCAAAAAGAAAUGAUGCAAAAAGCAAUGCAAAGCACAACGUUGAUAAACGGAAUGGCUCAAGUCACAUUUAACUCUGAAACAGCAGUUAAAGAAUUGUCCUAUGAAAGUCUAGAAGAUUUAAAUGACAAGUACCUCUAUAUUGGUGUGACAAUCAUAGAGUCUACAGGUGGAUUUUCUGAAGAAGCAGAAAUCCCUGGCAUCAAAUAUGUCCUUUCUCCCUACAAAUUGAAUUUGGUUGCUACUCCUCUUUUUGUGAAGCCUGGGAUUCCAUAUUCUGUCAAGGUGCAAGUUAAGGAUUCAUUUGACCAUUUGGUAGGAGGGAUACCGGUGACCCUGAGUGCAAAAACGCUCGAUGUGAACCAAGAGACAUCUGACUUGGAGUCAAAGAAAAGUGUAACACGUUCCAGUGAUGGAGUAGCUUCUUUUGUGGUGAAUCUCCCAUCUGAAGUGACGGUGCUGGAGUUUAAUGUCAAGACCAACGAUCCAGAUCUUCCCGACGAAAAUCAGGCCAGUAAAGAUUACCGAGCAAUAGCGUAUUCAUCUCUCAGCCAAAGUUACCUUUAUAUUGACUGGACAGAAAACUAUAAACAUUUGCUUGUGGGAGAACAUCUGAAUAUUGUUGUUAAACCCAGAAGCCCAUAUAUUGACAAAAUAACUCACUACAAUUACUUGGUUUUAUCCAAGGGCAAAAUUGUUCACUUUGGUACAAGGGAUAAACUUUCAGAUUCAGCUUAUCAAAGUAUAAACAUUCCAGUGACACAGAACAUGGUUCCUUCAGCUCGUCUCCUGGUCUAUUACAUCGUUACAGGAGAGCAGACUGCAGAAUUAGUGUCCGAUUCAGUCUGGUUAAAUAUUGAGGAAAAGUGUGGCAACCAGCUCGAGGUUCAUCUGUCUCCAAGUACAGAUACAUAUUCCCCUGGCCAACGGGUAUCUCUUAAUAUGGAAACUGAGUUGGAUUCCUGGGUAGCUUUAACAGCAGUGGAUAGUGCUAUAUAUGGAGUGCAAAGAACAGCCAAGAGACCCCUGGAAAGAGUAUUUCAAACUUUAGAGAAGAGUGACCUGGGCUGUGGGGCAGGCGGUGGCCGAGACAAUGCAGACGUAUUCUACCUAGCUGGACUCACUUUCCUCACCAACGCAAAUGCAGAUAACACCCAAGAAAAUGAUGAACCUUGUGAGGAAAUUCUCAGGCCAAAGAGAAUGCUGAAAAAGAAGAUAGAGGAAGAAGCUGCUAAAUACAAACACAUAAUGGUGAAGAAAUGUUGUUAUGAUGGAGCCCAUCGGAAUGAUGAUGAAAACUGUGAGCAGCGAGCCGCUCGGAUUACGAUAGGCCCAAGAUGUGUCAAAGCUUUCAAGGAAUGUUGUGCCAUCGCAAGCCAGUUCCGGGCUGAAGAGCCUCGCAAAAAUAUCCAACUAGGAAGGCUACAUAUAAAGUCUCUUUUACCAGUAACCAAACCAGAAAUAAGAAGCUAUUUUCCAGAAAGCUGGUUAUGGGAAGUUCAUCAUGUCCCCAAAAGAAACCAACUGCAGUUUGUGCUACCUGAUUCUCUAACUACCUGGGAAAUUCAAGGUGUUGGAAUUUCAAAUAGUGGUAUAUGUGUUGCUAAUACUCUGAAAGCAAAGGUGUUCAAAAGCGUCUUCCUGGAAAUGAAUAUACCAUAUUCUGUUGUACGAGGGGAACAGAUCCAACUGAGUGGAACUGUUUACAACUAUAGAACAUCUGGAAUUCAGUUCUGUGUUAAAAUGCGUCCUGUGGAGGGGAUCUGUUCAUCGGGAAGCCCAGGCAUCGACCCUCAGGGGAGAAGAUUCCCCAAGUGUGUGCCCCAAAGAAUCGAGGGCUCCUCCAGCCACUUGGUGACCUUCACCGUGCUUCCUCUGGACACUGGCCUCCACAACAUCAGCUUCUCACUGGAAACUUCGGUUGGAAAUGAAAUCUUAGUAAAAACACUACGAGUGGUGCCAGAAGGUGUCAAAAGGGAAAGUUAUGCUGGUGUUACUCUGGAUCCACAGGGUAUCUAUGGCACCAUUAGUAGGCGAAAGGAGUUCCCAUACAGGAUACCAUUAGAUAUGGUCCCCAAAACAAAAGUUAAAAGAACUGUGAGUGUAAAAGGACUGCUUAUAGGCGAGAUCAUGUCUGCAGUUCUGAGUCAGGAAGGCAUUGAUAUUCUUACCCACCUCCCCAAAGGGAAUGCAGAGGCGGAACUGAUGAGCGUCGUCCCAGUAUUCUAUGUUUAUCACUACCUGGAAGCAGGAAAUAAUUGGAACAUCUUUUCUACGAACUCAUUAACUCAAAAACAGAACCUGAAGACAAAAUUAAAAGAAGGGAUGGUGAGCAUCAUGUCCUUCAGAAAUGCUGACUAUUCUUACAGCAUGUGGAAGGGUGGCAGUGCUAGUACUUGGUUAACAGCUUUUGCUCUAAGAGUACUUGGACAAAUAAGUAAAUAUGUAGAUCAGAACCAAAAUUCAAUUUGUAAUUCUUUAUUGUGGCUGCUUGAGAAAUGCCAACUAGAAAAUGGAUCUUUCAAGGAAAAUUCUGACUAUCAACCUGUGAAGUUACAGGGGACCUUGCUUGUUGAAGCCCAAGAGAAGACUUUGUAUCUUACAGCCUUUGCUGUGAUUGGAAUUAGAAAGUCUUUCGAUAUAUGCCCCUUGGAGAAAAUCAGCACGGCUGUAAGUAAAGCUGACAACUUUCUGCAUGAAAAUGCCCUCUCAACCCAGAGUGCUUUUACACUGGCCAUUGCUGCUUACGCUCUUUCCCUAGGAGAUAAAGCACACCCACAGUUUCGUUCGAUUGUCUCUGCCCUGAAGAAGAAAGCUUUCGUCAAAGGUAACCCACCCAUUUAUCGCUUUUGGAAAGAUGAUCUUCAGCAGAAAGACAGCUCUACACCUAGUACUGGCACAGCUCGUAUGGUAGAAACCACAGCCUAUGCCUUACUUACCAGUCUGAACUUGAAAGACAUGAAUUACGUGAAUCCAGUCAUCAAAUGGCUAUCAGAAGAGCAGAGAUAUGGAGGUGGCUUUUAUUCAACCCAGGAUACAAUUAAUGCCAUCGAGGGCCUAACAGAGUAUUCGCUCCUGGUUAGAAAACUCCACUUGAACAUGGAUAUCAAAGUGUCUUACAAGAAUAAAGGUGACCUCUACCAUUAUAAGAUAUCAGAGAAGUAUUUCCUUGGGAGGCCAAUAGAGGUACCUCUCAAUGACGACCUCGUCGUCCUAACUACUGGACAAAACAGUGGCUUGGCUACAGUGCAUGUAAAAACUGUGACUCACAAGAUCAGUACCUCGGAGGAAGUUUGCAGCUUCCAUUUGAAAAUUGAAACCCAGGAAAUUGAAGCCUCCAGCUACGGCAGCUCAGAAUACAAGCGCAUAGUGGCCUGCGCCAGCUACAAGCUCGGCAGUGAAGAAUCGUCAUCUGGGUCCUCCCAUGCGGUGAUGGAUAUCUCUCUGCCUACUGGAGUCAGUGCAAACCCAGAAGACUUAAAAGCUCUUGUGGAAAGGGUGGAUCAAUUAUUAACUGAUUACGAAAUCAAAGAUGGGCAUGUUAUUCUGCAACUCAACUCGAUUCCUUCCGAUGAGUUCCUUUGUGUUCGAUUCCGGAUAAUUGAACUUUUUGAAGUUGGGUUUCUGAGUCCUGCUACUUUCACAGUGUAUGAGUACCACAGACCAGAUAAACAGUGUACCAUGUUUUAUAGCACAUCCUACACCAAACUUCAGAAAGUCUGUGAAGGAGUGACAUGCAAAUGUAUUGAAGCUGACUGUGGGCAAAUGCAGGCAGAAUUGGAUCUGACAAUCUCUGCAGCUACUAGAAAAGAAACAGCAUGUAAACCAGAGAUUGCAUAUGCUUAUAAAGUUGAGAUCAUAGCUGUCACUGAAGAAAAUGCUUUUGUUAAGUACACCGCAACUCUCCUGGAUAUCUUCAAAGCCGGAGAAGCUGCUGCUGAGAGAGACUCUGAAAUUACCUUCAUUAAAAAGACAACCUGCUCCAAUGCCAACCUGGAGAAAAGAAAACAGUACUUAAUUAUGGGUAAAGAGGCCCUGCAGAUAAAAUACAAUUUCCGUUUCAAGUACAUCUACCCGUUAGAUUCCUCAACCUGGAUUGAAUAUUGGCCUACAGACUCCAGGUGUCCAUCAUGCAAAAGAUUUUUGGAGAGUCUAGGUGAGUUUGCCGAAGACAUCUUUUUAAACGGCUGUGAAAGCACCUGA